GCGACUCGCACGGGCCUCCCUCAGCCCGAACCGAAACGUUACCAAGCCCCGCGCUGCAUCCGCUCGUUCCGCCAGGAUGGACGCCGCGGACACCCUGUGGGCAAAAACAGCCCCGGAGCCCUUUUUGCAACCGUGGCGAAGGUAGAUGAGCCUCCACCCAAGCGACGGAGAAGCUACAAGGACAGAGACUACGCACCAGCUCCUGCACACUCGAGUCAGCGUUCGUGGUAAGCCCCGCCCCAAGCAGCGGAGCCAACCAGAGAGCAAGGGAGAAGUGGCUGACGUGGAAGUUUUUACUGGCAGCUUUAGCUUCAAAGCAGGAGAGGUGAAGAUCCAGUGUCGGACAUGAGACUCACCAAGUGACCAUUUCAUUGAGAUCAACUUGAAUAAUCAGGUGUAAAGUGCAAGACUAAUAUGCUAUGACUGAGAUUCUACAAAAGAAACUAUGCUUCCAGCAGCCUCCAAAGCCCAGGAGUCUACUGAAUCAUCAGAGAAAGUCGUGACUCAAAAACAGCAGGAAGAAGCAGAAUGGAAAAGCUUAAAUAUGCUGUUGGUGACGCAUGGCUUAAAACCUUUGUCCCUGGUCAAAAGAACAGAUCUUAAAGAACUAAUCGUUUUUGACAAACACUCAUCACAAACAAUGAGACAAAAUUUGAAAAUGUUGGUGGAAGAAACAUCACGUCAGCACAACAUGAUACAGGAGCUCAUAGAAACGAAUCAGCAGCUAAAAAAUGAACUUCAGUUAGAACAAAGUCGAGCAGCACAUCAGGAACAACGAGCUAAUGACUUGGAACAAAUUGUGGAGGGUGUGAAAUCCAAAAUCUGUGAAUUGGAGGAUGAAUCCCUAAGUAGGGUUUGCCAGCAACAGAACAAAAUAAAGGAUCUUCAAAAGGAACAGAAAGCUUUACAGGCAAAAUGCCAGCGUUAUAAGAAAAAACGAAUGGAGCAACAAGAAACUAUUGCUGGUUUGCAAAAUCAUCUCUUGAGAUUUAAAAAAGAGGAAGAAGAGCGCAUUGUCACUCAAAACAGAGUGUUUGCCUAUCUCUGCAAAAGAGUUCCUCAUAGCAUCUUGGACAGACAAUUGCUUUGCCUGAUUGAUUACUAUGAAUCUAAAAUUAGAAAAAUUCAUUUACAAAGGCAAUAUAAAGAUGAUGAAAGUCAGUCAGAAGAAGAAAAAGACUACAGAAAUUUGGAUGCCUCACCAACUUAUAAAAGCCUCCUAACGUCUUUACAGAAUCAACUCCAAGAAUCAAAAUCUAAGAUUGAUCUACUUUUAACUGAGAAACUGAACCUCCAAAAAGAUUUGGACACGAGGCCUACACAACAUGAAUUAAGACUUUAUAAGCAGCAGGUGAAGAAACUGGAAAAGGCCCUUAAGAAAAGCAUCAAAUUACAGGAGCUUAUUAGUCAUAAAAAGGCUGAGGACACAGAGAUAAAAGAUGACCCCAGCAAAUAUAACCAUCAACAGGCCAUGAUUGACCAGAGAUACUUUCAGGUGCUGUGUAGCAUCAAUUCAAUUAUUCACAAUCCAAGAGCUCCAGUAAUAAUUUAUAAACAGAGCAAAGGAGGAGCCCCAAAUUUUAAUAAAGAUCUUGUUCAAGAUUGUGGAUUUGAGCAUCUUGUUCCAGUAAUAGAAAUGUGGGCAGAUCAACUGACAUCCUUAAAGGAUUUAUAUAAGUCCUUGAAAAUACUAUCUGCAGAACUGGUGCCUUGGCAUAAUUUAAUGAAGCAGGAUGAAGAUGAAAGUAUCAAAGUUGAAGAUUUGUUGUUUAUGGUAGAUACCAUGUUAGAAGAAAUUGAAAAUAAGGAAAAGGGCAGCAAUAUGCCAGACUUUGAAAUGUUGCAAGCUAUUGUUUCUCACUUCCAAAAAUUAUUUGAUGUACCUUCUUUAAAUGGAGUCUAUCCCCGAAUGAAUGAAGUUUAUACGAGGCUUGGAGAAAUGAACAAUGCUGUGAGAAACCUUCAAGAACUCUUAGAUUUAGAUAGUUCAUCCUCAUUGUAUGUACUGGUAAGCACAGUUGGGAAAUUGUGUAGGCGGAUUAAUGAGGAUAUCAGAGAGCAGGUUAAGCAGGUAUUAGGACCUGAAGAUCUCCAAAGCAUUAUCAACAAAUUGGAAGAACAUGAAGAAUUUUUCCCAGCAUUUCAGGAAUUUACUAAUGAUCUACUGGAAAUCUUAGAAAUCGAUGACUUGGAUGCCAUUGUACCUGCAGUAAAGAAAUUAAAAGUACUUUCAUACUGAAAACAGAUCAAAUCAUUUUUACUGUGUAAAUUGCAUUCUUAACAUUUUGUAUUUGGUAGGAUUGCUCUCAUUUUGAGACAAGGACUAUAAAAUGUGUUUGCUCUCAUAAUUCAUCCCUUUUUAGAAUUGGGUAAUUCUUCGUCUAUAUAAUUUUUAUUAACGAAGAGAUUCUUAUACAGAAAAUAGUUGCUAAGUUAAAGUAGUAUAUUAAUUUUAGGUCCUUUGAUCAUUUCUUAAGCAAUUCUCGAGCACUUAAAAUUUAAGGUCAUUUUAAAGCAGAGCUUGUGAGUAAGAGGAACCCAGGGAGAGAGUUUCAAGUAAGUUCAGGGUUUAGUGACAUUUGGGUCAGGGCAAAAGGUGUGCCUAAGGCUAAGUCCAGCCACUAAGUAGCUACUGCUCUCCUGGCAAGGAUUAAUUAGCACAUUCUAGUAAGAGAUACCUCAUGGCAGUUGCCCUUUCAAAGCAGGAAGAAGACACAGAAGAAAGAAAAAUGUUUUAUCAUUUAUAUUAGGGUAGGAAAUGAAUCAUGGGGUAAAGUAGAUGAAUAAGUGUCUUUUUUGCAAUCUUGAUGUAAUGCACUUUUUAUAAGGA
Otolemur garnettii (small-eared galago) is the source of this 2830-nucleotide messenger RNA. It is a transcript of the gene CEP70, whose product is annotated as centrosomal protein 70. The record is from RefSeq and is a predicted model, not a curated record. Gene Ontology annotation, biological process: regulation of microtubule cytoskeleton organization; cilium assembly. The transcript is spliced from 20 exons. Bases 446 to 2239 code for a protein of 597 amino acids. Lineage: Eukaryota; Metazoa; Chordata; Mammalia; Primates; Galagidae. Gene Ontology annotation, molecular function: gamma-tubulin binding. Gene Ontology annotation, cellular component: centrosome.